AGAUCCAGUUAAGAGCCCACAAUGGAAAGAUCAACCAUCGGCCAGUAUCUCUUCCUUUAGCUCUCCAACUCCAUUGGACGGCCAGAGAAGGCGUUUGGCAUCUUUGCUUGACAGAACGAGCUAAGCGUAACUCAAGAGAAAAGUUAGGUGAAAAAAUGGCAGCUUCAAUUUGGACUCUACAACUUCAUACAGUCUCAGUUCCGCUUCGAAUUCCACCUAAGGCAGUUGACUUCAGAACCGAUGAUUUGUUCAAUUAUGCAUUCCGAAGGUGUACAAGGAAGAGGACUUUCAAAAACAUUGACGUAGUUGCCUCGGGGGAUUCGUUUACCAAUGGUGAUGGCAAGAAUGCUAAGAAUCUUUCAGACCAAGUUAUGGUUGUCAAGUCCGAGAAGCGGAGUUUACCUGUUCUACUACAAGACACUGUUACCAAAUUACAAGAGAGCGUCAAAUCUCUCCCUCCCCCUACUCUCCUGCAGGUAAAGAAACAUUCUGGUGUUAGUUUAGCAAUUGGAUUAUCUACCGUGGUCAUCUUGCUGGUUAUUAUGAUGAGGAGUUAUGUUGCAAAAAGUUCACGACCCAAACGCCCUGGUUCUGUAGCUGAUCUUGUCAGGCGUGGGCAGUUAAGAUCUGAUAGAAGAGGCAUAUCAAAUCCUCUCAAAUAUGACGAUCCAUUCAAUAAUCCAUUAGUGAAAAUCAGCAAAAACAAUUCAAGUGUAGAGAUGUGUGGGAAAGUGUACCGUUUGGCACCAGUAACUCUUACCAAGGAGCAACAAGCUGUCCAUCAGAAACGGAGAUCACGUGCAUAUCAGUGGAAGAGACCAACAUUGUUUCUUAAAGAAGGUGAUUCAGUGCCUCCUGAUGUGGAUCCUGAUUCUAUCAGGUGGAUUCCUGCAAAUCAUCCUUUUGCAACUACUGCAAGUGAAAUUGAUGAGGAUCUGGCACAAACUAAUGUUUACCAGAAGCACGGUGUUCCUUUCCGUAUUCAGGCAGAACAUGAAGCUCUGCAGAGAAAGCUCGAAGCACUUCAAAGUGAGCAAAAACUUGGUGAACUAGUUAUAGAUCCUGGUGCUGCAAAAGAUUUUGAGAGGCCAUUCAAAACGCGUCUAAAGUCAGAGGAGCAGGCUGAGCAAGGCCCAAAUAACCGGCAAAUUGGCUCCAAAUUUUCUGAAUCAGAGAGUGCUCGCGAUUCCUUCGUCAACAAGCGUAGUUCUGAAGAAAUGGAGAAACCCUAGAUGGUUUCAAUACCGUUUUGUAAAUUCUGGCAGAAAUAGGGUAAGAGCUAUGGUUUGAAGUGAAGACCUGAUAGUUAUGUUUUGAGUCCUGACAAUUACUGGGUUCCAAGAGCUUCAAGAAUCAGAAAUGAGACUGUAAAUAGAAGUUUUGUUCUCUGCAGCCAAGUGUACCAAGUGUCUACCAAUUGUUUUAUCUUCUAUGGUAGACUUCUAUGUUGUAACAUUUGCCUAUUCCCAUCGACUCAGGUUUGAAACAUUUUCUGAACUAAUGGCAUAAUUUCCCUUUGAAAUUGGUGCAUAUUAAAAGGUUUUCUACUCA
Messenger RNA from Nicotiana attenuata, 1551 nucleotides. Its product is annotated as protein MULTIPLE CHLOROPLAST DIVISION SITE 1. The coding region runs from base 156 to 1232 and encodes 358 amino acids. Gene Ontology annotation, cellular component: chloroplast; chloroplast inner membrane. Gene Ontology annotation, biological process: chloroplast fission. NCBI's taxonomy places the organism in Eukaryota, Viridiplantae, Streptophyta, Magnoliopsida, Solanales, Solanaceae. The record is from RefSeq and is a predicted model, not a curated record. The transcript has 6 exons.